Messenger RNA from Chara braunii, 2859 nucleotides. NCBI's taxonomy places the organism in Eukaryota, Viridiplantae, Streptophyta, Charophyceae, Charales, Characeae. The record is from the annotation of a GenBank genome assembly.
GCUCGGCUGCUGCCUUGUAUUUUUCUCUCUUAUGUACGUCAUCAGUAGGAGAAUUUUUGUUUUCUCGGAAUGCUUCCGUCAUGACCACUCUUCCUGUCUAAGCGAGCGCGAGUCCGCACUUCGCUGGGGAGGGAAGGUUGACGUUCAAAAUCCCUUCCUGGAGCGAAUGCAUCGCGCUCGCUGGGAAAUGAGUUCGGGCUUGACCUGGUACGUCCAUAAGUGUCGUCAUUCCUUUGUCGAUGCAAAAUAUGCGAUCUUCGACAACUGCGAUCUGGCGGGCUACUGGUGGUAUAGCGUAGCGGAAUUGUUGACGAUGGUUAGAAAGGAUCUAACACAUGUCGUAGAUGACUACCGUUUGUGGUUUCACUCGUCAAGAAGUCGCCUGACGUUGGCUUUGGAGUCUCUGUCCCGGCUGUCCAGAGAACACAGGGCGUGCGAAAAGUGUGACCUACUAGAUUCUAGCAAUAACAUCCGAUAUAUGCAGGAUCUGCCACAGACUAGCCGUUGCAGACAUGAUAUUGAUGCCGGCCGAGACUUCGCUCGAUCCCAGGGAUAUUUCGCCAUGUUCAUGGUGCUCAGAAACUGGGGACCGUACUCAGUUCAGGCAAAACUGGCUGCUUCAGUUCUGGCGGGAUUCUUUGCAGGUCUCCCAGUGCUUCCGUGGCAGCCUGCUCGCGACAAGGUAGAUAAAGACCUCAUCCUGGAUAUGCUGAGGGACGAAGAUUUCAGGUAUUGCACAAGAGAUUUGCUACGGGUGCUUCUCCAGCUGCUGGAGCCUUACGGUUGGGGAAGUCCUGACAAGAUAGCUGAUGACAAGCUACGGGUCCAGGAGGCGGCUGCGUCUGCUAUCUGCGCCAUCGCCCUUGCAGCGAGUGAUAUAAAUGCGAUCGUCAACUGUCCUGUGCGGUUGCGCCUGCAUGAAAAGUCAGCGCAUUUUCCCGACAAUUCAGCAAUGAGGGGCUAUGUGGCACGGCUCAGCUAUGCCUUCACGACCAUAUGUCCCGUAGGAUGGCAUCUUGGCACGGAUUGGCCGACGAAAUUUGACGACGCCUUUCGUGGUUGGGUGGCGGACGUAAAGGAGCGCUUGUGCGACGAAAGGACUGUAGAAAUUCUCCUGGCCUGUGCGCAGAACGAGGCGUCCAGCAGCAUCGUGGAGGACUGUAUCAGGACUCUGUCGUGGCUGUGGACUCGUAGGACGAUCUACUGGCACCGCCAUGACAAGAGGAUGAAGGACGACUUCCCUCCGCCUCUUGGCAAAGUAUCUGAGGCAAACCUUCCUGAUCUGCGGUAUCUUCUUUAUUUGUACGUCGACCGACCAGAAUCUCUGUCACCUCUCAUCCGCCUUCAUCUGGCCAAAAUCUUCAUCUCACAGCGGAUCCGAGAAGUUGACAAGGAGGUGUCCGAGCUCCUGCUCCAGUGCCUAAGGUCCUGGAAGUCGGUACCCGGGACGAGAGAGCUGGAUUGGUUCGCUACCGAAACCAUUGAAUCUCUCCGUGAUCUGCUCCAUGAUGCGGUGGAAGACUCUAAAGAGUCUAAACAACAUCUCAAGCGGCAGAUCUGGGAGUCCGCGGGGGCCAUCAGUUGUCUGCGAUGGAUGCUUGAAGUUCAAGCAUCGAUCGUAAAUCGGAUCAAAGGAUGCUCUACGAACGUGGAAGGCUUCGCCGAUCACCUGAGGAGGUUUCUGGGGCGGUAUGGUUCGGGCUUCCGGGCAAUGUGCGGUGAAGAACAUAUUAUUGCGUGCUGGGCAAUGUCGGGUGCAGAACAUAUUACUGGGUGCACAGCUGCUGCUGCAGGACUGCUUGCGGACGCGCUUGAAGUGCCUGAAUCACGUGGGAUUGUGGAUACGAAAUCGGAUGUUGGGGAAGGCCCAGGAGGGGACUCCACCAGGCAAGCAGCUGCUGCAUGUUGCAGAUCAUCAGAGGCUAGAGGAGAACAGCGACAACGGAUAGCCCCGCCACUGAUCUGUGUUCUGCCGGAUGACCCCAGGCAAAACCGGAUGUUCUUCAUGUCAUUCUUCAAGAGGUUGAAUGACAUUCUGUGCGUGAGAGCCGUGGAGAGCGAGAACCCGGACUGGUUUCUACGCCCGGGCAACGAUGCUGUGAAGGCUGGAGCGGCCAGAGAAGGUGGUUUCAACUUAUUUUUACUGCGCAUUACGACUACGCCAUUUAUGUUUUUCUCUCGAAUUUUAUCCACCGUUUGGGAAUCUCUGGGCAAUCCCGCUUGGAUACCAGCCUACGACAUAUUUAAGGACGACAUUACAGCCGGUGCGGCAGAUCUGAGAGACACCAUCGAGGUAUUUGAACGGGCUCUGAACUCUCUGCUGGCGGCCAGGAAUGUGGUCCGGGUCAUUGACCUUGUUUUGCAGACUUACCCUGACCUGGAGGCGAGGCUGGUUACUGUGCUCAUACCUUCCAUGGUCGACCUGCUGACAAAGCCCUUUGCCGGCCUGCCCACUCGGCUGCAGCUUCAGGAGUUGGAGGAAUCUGCAAAUCAAUUCAUGAAGGAACGGAUAAUCAAGGUGUUGACGCUAAUUGUUCCUCGCAUUGCGGAGUUGGCAGGGGACUCAACCGCGCAGGAACUCAAAGACGAUCCAGCGCUGCCGUCGAUGCUCACACUGGAGAAGGCGAAGAAUGAGCUGCUGGUUUGGGCAAGGCAGAACGCCGCAAAUGAUGCCGACGUCCAGCAACUUUUAAAUGUGAUUCAAGAAAACCCUGAGUGUAGUCCUCGCGGGCCAACGAGGCUUGCAGGUGAAUAAGAUCCUCCUGGGAGGUGGAAAGCGUCUCCUGAGGGUGAAGCAGAUCCUGGCCUCAUGCGGGAACAUAGGCCCGAGCAUGAAGCCGACCCUCGUUGCUUGACAGA